GUCUUUCGUCUGAAAUUUGUCAGGAGAUUUUGUUUAAAUCUGAAAUAAAAUGACGCUGCAGUGGACGGCGGUUGCAACUUUCCUGUAUGUAGAGAUUGCCGUUCUUAUCUUCUUUUGUCUGCCGUUCAUUUCUGCUAAAAGAUGGCAGAAGAUUUUCAAGUGGAGCAUCUGGAGCCGGCUUUCCCAGUUCUGGAACAAGGGCUUCCUCGCCAUGAUAAUAAUCCUCAUCGUUCUCUUUCUUGAUGCUCUCCGUGAGGUCAGAAAAUACUCGAACUCGGAUCAGUCCAAAGAUGCCAAGCUGCACCCCAACAUGUUCGACCACAUGCACAUGAAGCUCUUCCGGGCUCAGAGGAACCUCUACAUCUCCGGCUUCUCGCUCUUCCUCUGGCUGGUGAUGAGGAGGGUGGUCACUCUGAUCAGUCAGCUGGCCACAGCUGCAGAUUCUUGCGUAGAUCUACAGAACCAGGUCGAAACUACCAAUAAAGCUGCCAAGAAGUACAUGGAGGACAACCAGAUCCUCAAACAGGCUCUUGCAGAUGCCAAAGAAGGAGGACAAAAAGCAGAUCCAGAGGAGAGCAAACGGCUGAAGGAGGAGCUGCAGAGACUGAAGGAGGAGCUGAAGACCAGCGCAGAUGCUCUGAAAAAGUCAAAGUCUGAUUUAGACACCAUGAAGAAACAAAGUGACGGACUGACCAAAGAGUACGAGCGGCUGCUUCAGGAGCACCAGCAGCUGCAGAAUCAGAUGGACAGCGGAGAUAAAAAAGAAAACUAGAGGAACGGACACACCACACAAUGUAAAUCUGCACGAUAAUCAUCAUUACGCUCAGUUCAUCCUCAACACACUCACCUGACACUCCUGAUGAUGACUUCCUGUCAGGUCACAUGAUCAGAGCGGUUUCACAGUUUUCUAGCAUCGUUGUUUAAUAAAAUGUGCAAAACUUCGUCAUUUAGCUCGUCACUGGAGCGAACCUGUUAAAAUGACAACUGUAUACCUUAUUUAAGUCUUUUUUAAUAGUAAUGUUUCCCCUAAUAUGGACAGUAAUGGGUAUAGAGUUGUUAUUUUAAAGAAACUCUUCACCUUUUUGUGUAAUUAGGCUCAUUUUACAGCUCUUCUAGAGUUAAUCAGGUGAAUUUUACUAUUUUUUUGUAAUCUAUUCAGCUGAUCUCUGGGAUUCGCAGGGGCACUUUUAGCUUAGCUUAGCAUAAAUGAUUGAAUUGGAUUAGACCAUUAGCGUCUCGCUCAAGUAAAAGCCCAAUAAUUUAGAUAAUUUUUCUGUUUAAAGCUUGACUCUCUUUUAUUUACAUUGUGUACCAAGACUGGUGGAAAAUGUAAAGUUAUUUUUUAGGCUGAUAUAGCUAGUAAAAACUUAGCUUAGCAUACAUCAUUGAAUCGGACUAGACCAUUAGCAUCUCGA
This is a messenger RNA of Danio rerio (zebrafish), 1415 nucleotides long. It is a transcript of the gene bcap29, whose product is annotated as B cell receptor associated protein 29. NCBI's taxonomy places the organism in Eukaryota, Metazoa, Chordata, Actinopteri, Cypriniformes, Danionidae. Gene Ontology annotation, cellular component: endoplasmic reticulum; endoplasmic reticulum membrane; membrane. The record is from RefSeq and is marked provisional. Gene Ontology annotation, biological process: endoplasmic reticulum to Golgi vesicle-mediated transport; intracellular protein transport.